ACGUGCGUCUCAGCAGCUGCUUUUCUCAAUGAGCUGCGGGGCUGAGCCGGGGCAGAGGCUGCUGCUAUGCGCCUGGGGAGCUAACAGUUACGGACAGCUCGGACUUGGAAGCAGAGAUGAUGAACUGUCACCCAAGCCGCUUAAAGAUUUUCCAGACCGGGAACAAGACAUAAGGCACAUCACUGGAGGGGGAGGACAUUCCGCCGCUAUCACCGGUGCUGGGGAAUUGUAUGUUUGUGGUCAAAAUAAGGAUGGACAGCUGGGAUUAAAUCAUACCGACGAUGUGUCUUGUUUCACCCCGUGCUCCGCGAUCAGAAGCUUGCGUGUGGCCAAGGUGGCUUGCGGAUGGGACUUCACGAUCAUCUUAACUGAAAGCGGUCAAGUCCUGUCGUGCGGAUCCAAUGCUUUUGGGCAGUUGGGGAUACCAGAGGCGGCGAUGUGUUCAGUUCCUACUCCGGUCCAGGGUCUUCAGGAAAAGGGAGCAGAUAUUGCCGCUGGCCUCCGACACAGCCUCGCGCUUACAGAGAACGGACAGACCUUCCAGUGGGGUCAAGGGCUGGCAUCUCACGCACAGAGAUUCGCGCGCGGUAAACCCGUCUCCUCGUUCCUCACCGCCAAGGAGCCUUGCCGCCUCCCAGGGUUGGAAGGUGUCAGAGGCAAGAGAGUUAUUGCUGGGUCAUACCACUCUGUGCUGCUAACAGAAUCUGGAGAAUUGUACGUUUGGGGCAGCAACAAGCAUGGGCAGCUAUUACAAAAAGAAACCUUCGUUCUUCAGCCUCAGCGGGUAGAAUCCCACCGUUUCUCGAGGGAAAAGAUCCAUUCUGCAUGGAGCGGCUGGACGCACAUGGUCGUGCAGACAGAGACUGGAAACGUUUAUUCCUGGGGGAGAUCCAGCUACGGUCAGCUUGGCAGGAAGAUCAGCGUGAAAGACGAGGACGAUCAGACACAGAAGGACUACAUGGAGCCGGUCGCCUCUAUACCAUGCCUGGCAGGAGCAUCCCAGAUCGCUUGUGGAUCUGAACAUAAUUUAGCCUUAUGCGGUAACGAGUUAUAUUCGUGGGGAUGGAAUGAGCACGGGAUGUGCGGUAACGGAUCGGAGACCGACGUAUCGGUUCCGACGGCGAUCCGCCUCCCGGUGUCUCUGGAUAUCCAGCUGAUUGGAUGCGGAGCCGGACACUCCAUGACUCUUGGUAGAACCUCAGGUCAGAUUGUAUGAAAUUAUAUGUCCAGGGGCUGCUCGGGUAAAGAAGAACGUCGGGAACGAACCAUCCACAACUCAUUCCAACGGCGUCAUGUAUCACAUCCCAACAAUGCAAUAAACAGACUUAACCCGA
Messenger RNA from Spea bombifrons (plains spadefoot toad), 1334 nucleotides. RefSeq names its product secretion regulating guanine nucleotide exchange factor (gene SERGEF). Bases 29 to 1216 code for a protein of 395 amino acids. The transcript is spliced from 11 exons. NCBI's taxonomy places the organism in Eukaryota, Metazoa, Chordata, Amphibia, Anura, Pelobatidae. The record is from RefSeq and is a predicted model, not a curated record.